AUGUCUCCCAGCGCCCCUCCAAUCCUUGAUUUCUCCGUGUUCUACGGCGGCGAUAGCGCUGCAAAGGCACAGCUCGUCGAACAGAUCCGCGAAUGCUGUCUGUACAAUGGCUUCUUCCAGAUCACGGGCCACCGCGUACCGCGCGAGCUCCAGCAGCGCGUCAUGGCCUGCACGAAACGAUUCUUUGAUCUCCCUCUCGAGGAGAAGGUUCUGGUUGACAAGAAUCACAACACCUGGAACCGUGGCUACGAGUUGCUUCGAUCGCAGAUGCUCGAAGUCGGCACCGGGCCCGAAUUGAAGGAGGGAUACUACGUGGGCGAGGAGAUUCCCGAGGACCAUCCCUACUUCGUGCAGAAGAAGCUCAACAGCGGCCCCAACCAGUGGCCGUCCACCGUCCCGGACAAAGAGGAGUUCAAACGCACGACCAUGGAAUACUACCACGCGGUGUUUGAUCUGGCCAAGGACGUGCUGGGCGCGUUGGCGCUGACGCUCGACGUGUCGGAAGACUACUUCGAUUCCUUGACCGACGGGGCGGUCGCCACGAUGCGAUACCUGCACUACCCGGCCCAGCCGAAGGACGCGGACGAAAAGCUGAACCGGGGGAUUGGCGCACACACCGACUUUGGUUGUAUUACACUCUUGCUGCAGGAUGAGGUGGACGGGCUGCAAGUUCUCGACGCGCCGACCGGCGAAUGGCUGGAUGUCGAACCCGUGCCCGGAGCCUACGUCGUCAACCUGGGCAACCUGUUCAUGCGCAUGGCCAACGACCGGUACAAAUCCAACAUCCACCGGGUGAUCAACAAGUCCGGCAAGGAGCGGUACAGCAUCCCUUUCUUCUUCAGCGGGAACCCGGAUUACCUGUGCGAGUGUCUGCCCAACUGCCGGCAGCUGGGCGAGGACCCCAAGUACCCCCCGAUCACGGUCGAGGAGAUGGUGACGGCGUCGUACAAAGAGAGUUAUGGUAGAGCGGAGAAGUACAAGCAGGAGAUGAAGGCGAAGAUGGAGGUGACGCCGCCAAUGGCGGCUUUCAUGUCUAGAUUGAGUUGUACAUAUGAGCCUUUAUCAAAUCACCCAGUUCAACCCAUGUCGCUUUACAAGACUCACCAUGACAACGACAACCACAGCCUCGGGGCCGAGACGAAGGGCGUGAUCUUCGACGACCUCGACGUGCAGCAGUUCUACGGCACGUCCACGACGGAAGCGUAUCGCCUCAAGUCAGAACUCAUCGGGCGAUGCAUGGAGGAGAUAGGGAUGGGGCGCUUCCAAUGGAAACUCUUCGUGGUCACGGGGUUUGGAUGGAUAGUGGAUAAUUUCGCAUCCCAAGGCAUCAGCGCCGUGCAGCCACCCAUCGAGCUCGAAUUCCCCGGUAUCGUGCAGGUCAGCUACAGCUCCGUCGCCUACUACAUCGGCCUGAUCCUGGGGGCCUCCUUCUGGGGCAUCUCCAGCGACCUCAUCGGCCGCAAGCCCGCGUUCAACUGCACGUUGCUCAUUGCCGGGAUUUUUCUCUGUGGUGCAGCGGGGACGAUGAACUUCGUGGGGUUCAGCGCGAUGUGGGCGAUGGUCGGGACGGCGGCCGGGGGGAAUGUGCCGGUGGAUAGUAUGAUCUUUCUGGAGUUUGUGCCGGGGAGUCAUCAAUGGCUGCUGACUGCGCUCUCUGCGUGGUGGAAUUUGGGCCAGCUGAUCGUCUCGCUGGUGGCGUGGGUGUUUCUGGCGAAUUUCAGCUGCGCGGCGGAUUCGACCCCGGAGACGUGUCGUCGGGGGGAUAAUAUGGGGUGGAGGUACACCCUCAUAACCCUGGGCAGUCUCUCGCUCGCCUUCACACUCAUCCGCACCUUCGUGUUUAAACUGCCCGAAACACCCCGAUACCUCCUCUCCAAGGGCCGCGACCAAGCCGCCGUGGACGCCGUCAACCACGUCGCGAAGGAGAACGGCAAGCCGCCCCCGUUGACCCUGAGCAUGCUGCAGGACAUCGACGCCCGACUGGGCAUCCCGUCCACGACGUCGUCCGCCCUCUCGACGACUGAGAUCCUGCGCGAGAACAUGAAAGACUUCAAGGGCGAGCACUAUCGCGCGCUCUUCGCCACCAGACCAUUGACCAGACACACCGUGAUCAUCUGGGGGAUAUGGUUGACCAUCGGAAUCGCCUACCCCCUCUACUUCAACUUCCUCCCCUCCUACCUAGCCACGAAAUUCACCUCAUCGACAAGCCUAACAACCACCUACCGCAACUACUGCAUCGAAUCCGCCGUCGGCGUCGUCGGCCCCCUGUCCGCGGCAUACCUGGUCACCACGAUCUUCGGCCGACGCUGGAUGAUGGGCCUCUCGUCCAUCAUCACGGGAGUGUUCCUGUUCGCCUACGUGGGCGUCAGCAACCGCACUUCCUCGUUGGCGUUCGCGUGCGUCACAGGCAUGCUGGGGAAUUUUGGUAGGCCUUAUGCAAUCAUGUACGCCUUCACCCCGGAAUCCUUCCCCGCGCCGCACCGCGGCACCGGCACCGGCACGGCGGCGAGCCUGCUGCGGUUCGGCGGGCUGUGCGCCAGCCUCAUCGCCUCGCAGACGGGCUUCACCACCGCGCCCAUCUAUGCCUCGGCGGCGCUGUGGGUGGUGGUCGGGGUCGUGUGUUGGGGGUUGCCGUUUGAGACGGCGGGGCAUGGGUCGAUCUAG
Molecule: messenger RNA, 2664 nt
Organism: Aspergillus brunneoviolaceus CBS 621.78
Lineage: Eukaryota; Fungi; Ascomycota; Eurotiomycetes; Eurotiales; Aspergillaceae
Product: Clavaminate synthase-like protein
Exons: 11
Coding region: 1-2664 (887 amino acids)
Biological process (GO): transmembrane transport
Molecular function (GO): transmembrane transporter activity
Source: RefSeq, a predicted model, not a curated record